Messenger RNA from Phalacrocorax carbo (great cormorant), 2347 nucleotides. NCBI's taxonomy places the organism in Eukaryota, Metazoa, Chordata, Aves, Suliformes, Phalacrocoracidae. The record is from RefSeq and is a predicted model, not a curated record.
CCCCCCGGCUGCCCGCACCGCCGCCCUCCCCCCGGCACCGCCGCCCCUCGCCAUGCUGGCCUCCUGCGGGCCGGCCCUGGGCACCGCGCUGCGGCGGGCAGCGCCUGCCGGCCUCGCCUCCUUCCACUGCUCCGCCCGGCGCCGCCGCGCCGCCCGCGUCGCUGUGGUCCUGUCUGGUUGUGGUGUCUACGAUGGUACAGAAAUCCAUGAGGCCUCAGCGAUACUGGUACACCUUAGUCGUGGGGGAGCUGAGGUUCAGAUGUAUGCUCCAGACGUUCCUCAGAUGCAUGUCAUUGACCACAGUAAAGGGCAACCAGCUGAAGCUGAGUCAAGGAACGUUUUAGUGGAAUCUGCAAGGAUUGCUCGUGGUAAAAUUGCAAGCCUGGCUAAGCUUACGACAGCAGACCAUGAUGCCGUGAUAUUCCCUGGUGGAUUUGGAGCUGCUAAAAACUUGUCUACCUUUGCUGUCGAUGGGAAAGAUUGCAAGGUGAACAGAGAAGUUGAGCGUGUCUUGAAAGACUUUCACAACGCCGGCAAACCCAUUGGUCUUUGCUGCAUUUCACCAGUGUUGGCUGCAAAGGUUCUCUCUGGUGCUGAAGUAACUGUGGGCCAUGAAGAAGAGGAAGGUGGCAAGUGGCCUUAUGCUGGGACUGCGGGAGCCAUUAAGGAACUGGGAGGAAAGCAUUGUGUGAAAGAAGUAACUAUAUCCUUUCCUGUUAAUUUCACGUUGAGAGGCAGUUUAGUCAUGUGUUAUUGCAGUAAUGGAUACAUGCAGGAUCUGUGCUUUUCCACUUCCAAUUUAGCGGGAAUACACAGUGUAGGGCAGAGAGCAUGUAAUACAGUGCAUGGUUAGAAAAUACUGUCGUCUUUACACAGCUGUGUAAUUAGAAGUUGUUCUCAGUCAUUGCCAUAGAACUCCCUUGGACACUCGGUGAUGCAGUAAAUGCUGAGUGAAUUUGUACGUAAAACGGGCACAAGUUACAUUUUGUCAGUUCUCUUUGAGAUUUUUUUUUUUUCUUUUCCUGAAGGCUAAUGCUGUAAUCAGACUGUACUCAGAGACAUUUUAUUACAGUCAGUAAGUUUCUUAGGUUUUCUUGUGUUUGUGAGUGCCAGUGUUCCCAUAGAUCGCUCUUGCAGGGUUUGUAUUUCUGGCAAAAAUAGCUUCUAGUGUCUUGGAUUACAGGUUGCAGCUGUCUCUACAGCUGGGCGUUACAAUAUAUUUGGACGUGCUUUUUUAUAGGAUAGAGGAGUUGUGAGGUUUUGUCAAAGAUGGUUUAUUUUGCAGACAGCAUCUGUAACUGAGAUGUAGGCUGUGUUUUCCUUAACUCCCUUUUACGAAGCUCAUGUGGAUACAAAAAACAAGGUGGUGACUACCCCAGCGUUUAUGUGUGAGACAGAAUUGCAUAAUAUCUUCGAUGGCAUUGGGGCCAUGGUAAAGAAUGUGCUAAAACUAACUGGCAAAUAAAAAAGAACUUCAGAAAUGUUCAAAUUUAGGGUGUAGUGUCAAAUAUGAUCUGGGCCAUUGGAAACGUUUUCACCUACUGUCCUGUUCACGCUCUAGUGAAUGCUGAUACCAAGCUGACUGAUUCCCAGCUGCAGGGUUUUCCACGCCCUUUCUGAGAGAGAGCCUGCAGGAGGGCUUAGGGAGUACAAGCAGUCUGCCCUGAGACACAGAGCAUUUUCUUGAGCUUUUUCAGCUGGAAAGCGCUGUGCAGACAUAUUUUGAAAUCAGUCCUCCCACUGCAGCAGUGUCAAAUCAUUUUGGGGGCGGGGGGGGAAGAGACUAAAGGCCCUUCCAGUAGCUGAGGGCAAACAUGUUGCAGGGGCGUAGCAGAGGCAGUGGCACUUUAUCUAGCAGAAAAAGAAUGGGAGUAGAGAGGAAUUAGUUCAAGGUUUAUGUGCUCAGGCCUGUAUCUUGUGAACUAAAAGCCAGGAUCAGCUGUCAAGGGAAUAGACAUCUUCCACAUCUUAAUUUUAGGUUGGUAUUACUUAAAAGAUUAAUGCUUUGGUUUUCCAUUUCAAAUAAUCCUGUUUUCACAAAGGAGCCAUUCUGAAUAUCAAUCAGCAGCAGGAUACAUCCUAACUGUCACAACACUAGCACUUUGAAAAAUUAAUCCAUUGGCCCAUUAUAGCUAGAAAGGUCUUGAAAUGAAGGAGAAAAUAUCUGCUGAUGCGACGCACAAUUUUUAAGGAUAUCCACAUUAUAGUAGUUGCUUGACUAGCAGUGGAUGGAGAAAACAAUCUCAAGUUAUCCUUGCUUUCCCUGCUUUAGGGUAAUAAAGCUUUCUCCAAAGAAAUACUGAAUGUCUGGAAUAAUGAUGUAUAAAUAAAAUAAUUUCUGCCUUUA